Messenger RNA from Amoebophrya sp. A120, 1584 nucleotides. The record is from the annotation of a GenBank genome assembly. Lineage: Eukaryota; Dinophyceae; Syndiniales; Amoebophryaceae.
CCCAGCGCUACAAAUCAAACUUGUAAUGCUGUUUGCACUAGGACUAGUAUAAAAAUAAACUGCGUUUAGAAAUCUGCCCAGCGUUACAAAUCAAAUCUGUAAUGCUGAUUUGCCUUGAGAAGAGAUUUGUAAUGCAUAAGCGCAAUUGCUACGAGUGCGAUACUUUUGCACAGGCUAGUUAGUGCGGGAGGAUUUGUCUUCGGUGAAGCAGUCGAGGAGAUUCACGCUAACCUCGAAGAAAGACGAGCCCCCGUAUCUCUUGUCGAUGAUGGACUUUUAUCAAAUGUAAAAAUGUCUGCAUCUUUGGGAAGAAUGCAACUUGUGAUGCUGAAUUAAUCUGUAUUGCAUGAGCAGCAGAGGGCAUUUGUCAUGCGGAGAGGGCAUUUGUCAUGCGGAAUAGGCAUCGCGAGGCCCUCAAAAAAACUGUGAUGCUAGGGCGCGCAUCACAGACAUCAUGGCCCAGGCAAAACACGCAUUACAAAUCUCGGAAUCUUCUAGACCCAGACAUUUUUACAUUUGAUAACUUGAGGAGGUUCGCCAUCGUCUUCAACUCCUCGAGGGCCUCGCGCAGUUUCACCUGGUCAAAGUUCAGGGUCACGCUUUCGAACUGCCCGCUGUCGUCCUCGACCUGCAGAGUGCAAACGCCUUGACGCGCCGCCAGGUUCAAUUCGUCGCACAUCUUCGCCGUGUGCUUGCACAUUUUCUUAUCCUUUGCCGCACCAAGGACCAGUGGCUCCAGCACUUCGGGGUCCUUAUUUUUAUUUUUGUAUCCUCUAGAAAGACGUCCCUACUCGAUACAUAGCCAAGAUGGAAAUUUUGCAACACAAAUCCAGAAGCUUUGGGUGUCACGCAUGACAAGUUGCAGUCUGUAGUUAGAGUCACUCAGUGUAGUGCAGGUUGGCUAGGACAGCCGCAUCACAAAUCCAUCUGACUGCUUAUGCAUGGGAGUAUUGCAAAUUGUUCCGAAACACGACUAGAACUGCCUCCCAGGGGGAUGCACAAUGCAAGCGCUUCUGUACUUAUGUGCGAAUUAGCAUGCGCCUAUGUAUGGGGUGGGGACGGUCUUUCUCAGGAUAUUUUGGGCGCCUUCUUCAUCGCGGACGCGCCCGCACUGUCGUCAUUGCCCAGCAAUUUGGCCUCUGUCUCCGCCCAGAAGGUCUCGACGUUGUUGAGAAAUGCGGGGAUGGACUUUCCGAAGGCCAUGGCCUGCCCCUGGGCCUCCUGUGUCCUAUGUAAAAACGCCCCCACCCCAUAGCCAAGAUGCGGAAUCGGCUAGACCCUAACCCACACGCUUUGGUUGUUUCGCAUGACAAAUUAAUUUGGACGCGUAGUGUAGUGCUGUUUGAGCUAGUUCGGCAGCAUUACAUACAGAUCUAGUGUCUCAUGCUGAUUGGAGCAUGACAAAUCUCAAAACAACAUUAGAAGACGCUUCUCAUGGGGCUCCGCAUGGGCAACAUGAACAUUCUAAGCAUGCGGAGUUGCGUGAUAACUACGGCGUGAAGACGUUUUAACACAGGAUACCCUGGAGCCCGAAUUCGUCACCUUCCGUGAUCUUGGUCACCGUCUUGCGCUAUAAAUGGCAAA